Molecule: messenger RNA, 387 nt
Organism: Porites evermanni
Lineage: Eukaryota; Metazoa; Cnidaria; Anthozoa; Scleractinia; Poritidae
Source: the annotation of a GenBank genome assembly
CAUUUUUUCGUACAUUCUAUAUUCAGUUUUUUAACAUCAGUGAGAUGCCGUUUAAAUAACUUUAUUACUGAUAGUACACAUCUUGAUCAUCGUUUUCCUUUACACGAGGCCGCCCAGUUUAAAUGGCAUGGUGUGGGGGGUCGAACAGUUGAAAAAACUAUUCCCUGUGAUCUCCAUCUGGUGGAGUCGUUUGCCCCCCAUAUUGUGAUACUACAGUUGGGAACUAACGAUCUUUCCCACCUAGAUCCCUCAGUCGCAGCUUCGGCAAUAGAGCACAAUGUGCGCCAAAUUUGUGUUUGCCAAACGCUUAAUAGCGAAAAUGAUGCAGCUUUUAACACACGUGUUCAAUUUCUUAUGAAAUAUCCCAAGGUACUUUUAGAGCCAAUU